Olea europaea var. sylvestris is the source of this 1905-nucleotide messenger RNA. RefSeq names its product protein STABILIZED1. Gene Ontology annotation, cellular component: catalytic step 2 spliceosome; U4/U6 x U5 tri-snRNP complex. Gene Ontology annotation, biological process: gene silencing by siRNA-directed DNA methylation; spliceosomal tri-snRNP complex assembly; positive regulation of primary miRNA processing. The annotation marks the transcript as partial. Gene Ontology annotation, molecular function: protein binding. Lineage: Eukaryota; Viridiplantae; Streptophyta; Magnoliopsida; Lamiales; Oleaceae. The transcript has a single exon. The record is from RefSeq and is a predicted model, not a curated record.
AACCCGUACUCUUAUUUCUCUCAUUCACUAUUUGGCCCGAUAGGAAACAGUUGCUCUUCGCCGGAAGUUCUCGAUUUCCUCCGGUAAGUAUUUCUCUGUUUGUCGCUGCAAUUACACACGCACAAUACAAACUAGAAUACUACAAAUAUGGUGUUUAUCAAAUCCCCUGAUAACAAAACUCUAGCCCUAGAUCUAAGCCCAAAUACUACCUCUCUUGAAGCUCUUGCUCUAAAAAUUCAGCAAAUUUAUCGAUUACCCAUUUCCCAGCAGCGCCUCUACUUGUCUCCCCGCCUGUUAUCUGUCCCUCAAAAUGCUGCCGUUUUGCUUUCCCAGCUUGGGGUUUCACGGAACUCAACCCUAACCCUACACAUCCCGCUUCUUGGCGGUAUGCAAGCUCCGGUGCAACCCAGGGGUAGACUAGAAUUUCUUAAUACGAAACCGCCGGCGAAUUAUGUUGCUGGGCUGGGACGUGGUGCUACUGGGUUUACUACACGUUCUGAUAUUGGUCCGGCCCGAGCAGCGCCUGACCUACCAGAUCGCUCGGCCGCGGCUACUGGGGCUCCUGGGGCAGCUGGUGUUGGCAGGGGACGUGGGAAAGGUCCUGGGGAGGAGGAAGAAGAGGAGGAGAAUGAAGAGAAGGGGUAUGAUGAAAACCAAAAAUUUGAUGAGUUUGAGGGUAAUGAUGUGGGGUUGUUUGCAUCUGCGGAGUACGAUGAUGAAGAUAAGGAGGCCGACUCUGUAUGGGAGGCUAUAGACCAGAGGAUGGAUUCGCGUAGGAAGGAUAGAAGGGAGGCAAGACUAAAACAGGAAAUUGAAAAGUAUCGUGCUUCGAAUCCAAAAAUUACAGAACAGUUUGCAGAUUUGAAGAGGAAGUUGCAUACAUUGUCAAGUCAAGAGUGGGAGAAUAUCCCAGAAAUAGGGGAUUAUUCUUUGAGGAAUAAGAAGAAGAGAUUUGAGAGUUUUGUCCCAGUUCCUGAUACAUUACUAGAGAAGGCGAGGCAGGAGAAAGAGCAUGUAACCGCAUUGGAUCCAAAGAGUAGGGUGGCUGGUGGGACAGAGACUCCAUGGGCACAAACCCCCGUUACGGAUUUGACUGCUGUGGGUGAGGGAAGAGGUACUGUUUUGUCGUUGAAGUUGGAUAGGCUUUCGGAUUCAGUCUCUGGCUUGACUGUGGUGGAUCCCAAGGGUUACUUGACUGACUUGAAGAGUAUGAAGAUCACAAGCGAUGCAGAGAUUUCAGAUAUUAAGAAGGCUAGGUUAUUGCUCAAGUCUGUGAUACAGACGAAUCCUAAGCACCCACCCGGUUGGAUUGCUGCCGCGAGGUUGGAGGAGGUGGCAGGGAAGAUUCAGGCUGCCAGGCAGUUGAUUGCAAGAGGUUGUGAAGAGUGUCCCAAGAAUGAGGAUGUGUGGUUGGAGGCUUGCCGUUUGUCGAGCAAUGAUGAGGCCAAGGCUGUGAUUGCCAGAGGUGUUAAGGCUAUACCAAAUUCUGUGAAGCUGUGGAUGCAGGCUGCAAAGUUGGAGCAUGAUGAUGUGAAUAAGAGUAGGGUGUUGAGGAAAGGACUUGAGCAUAUUCCAGACUCGGUGAGGCUUUGGAAGGCUGUUGUGGAGCUUGCUAAUGAGGAGGAUGCAAGACUUUUGCUUCAGAGGGCUGUUGAAUGUUGUCCAUUGUACGUGGAGUUGUGGCUUGCUCUUGCGAGGUUGGAAACUUAUGAAAAUGCAAAGAGGGUGCUCAAUAAAGCGAGGGAGAAGCUUUCUAAAGAACCAGCUAUUUGGAUUACUGCUGCAAAGUUGGAAGAAGCUAACGGGAAUACUGCCAUGGUUGAGAAGAUCAUAGAAAGGGGUAUUAGGGCUUUACAGAGAGAAGGUUUGGAAAUUGACAGAGAAGCAUGGAUGAAAGAGGCCGAG